Toxoplasma gondii ME49 is the source of this 13901-nucleotide messenger RNA. RefSeq lists its product as hypothetical. The record is from RefSeq and is a predicted model, not a curated record. The transcript is spliced from 3 exons. Lineage: Eukaryota; Apicomplexa; Conoidasida; Eucoccidiorida; Sarcocystidae. Bases 3951 to 10745 code for a protein of 2264 amino acids.
GAGAGGAAAUUUCCCACCAUUGGAAGAAAAAGUAAACGAAAUAGCGUCCAAGGGUGGCUUUUACCGCCGUGGGCACUGCCAAACAUCCGGUUUGCAACCGCAUUUGCACGCUCACAGCUAGUAUAAACGAAAGUUGAGCGUCAUGGCCUGGCAAACUGAAAGCUGAAAUGAAUGACGUUGUUGUCCGCUUGAAUUAUAUAUGGUACCGCGUUCUGCUUCAUCCCCUUUGGUAUCCCAGCGCUGUGAAUUAGGCUUAUUUCGUUACCAUCGUAGGUGCAGUGUUACCCUCACGUCUUUUAGCAGCCGUUCUUUGGGUUACCGCUGGUUCGUGUUGCAUAGUAUUGAAGGGAGACGUGGAGUCUAUUUCGAGUAACCCAUUCAUUAGGAUGUCGCUGCUCUGUGCCAUCUGAGACCUUGGACUUACUUCAGUAGGCAGUAGAAAACGAACCGUACACGUACAUACGGAUAAAUUAACAUGUGUCCGUACGUUUGUCGCGGUGGGUAGUUCUCUCUCUUUUAACACCGCAAUAAGUCAUCCCCGUAUAUAAGCAGCUGUUUAUUUCAGCUAUGCGUACGCACACUCGUGGAAUGCAACAGAAUCUACAGCCUACAGAGGUAUGCUCUCUGUUCCCACUGAUUAAGAAAUGUCCCGCGAACCUGGUUUUUUAAGCCAUCGUUCUGUUCUCGGGAAGUGCGAACUCCUAUUUCGCAUCGCAUCAGAAAAACGGGAAAUGGAUGAUUUGAGUCGUCAUGUGUCUUCACUCGUCAGAACCGUUUCCCUUCCUCGGGCCUCUUAACCCUCGUCUCUCCAGUAAGGUUCCUUGACAUAGUGUUCAUAAGGAGUACAUGACGAUUGGUGGGGUCGCAACGAGGUAGACGAAACAAAUCUGCUCAAAUUCGAUUUAACAGGUUUCCUGUCAGUGUCACCAACCGGCACACUCGCCAGGAGACAAGUGCGUCACCCGACUGUGGAAAAAAAGCAUAGUGCCCCCUGUUGGAACUCAGAAACGGAUCCCCGGAAAAAGAAAAGGUCGAACCUGACCGGGGUUAAACCUCAUCUAGAAAGCAUCAUCGAUGGGUGUUCCAACGCUGUCCUCCCCUAUGGAGCAAGAAGACUGAAAUAUGUUUAUUACCCGUGCUCGUAUCGUCGAUUGCCAAAACUUCUGGCGUCGCGACGUCGCCCCCGUCGGUGGUAAUCUGAAGAAGGGCAGUUUGUACCGUCUUCUGCGUCACAGAACGAGGUAUACACUAUUAAACGGCAACAACGAUUGAACCCUUCUUGCGACAGCCGCUGCACUGAGGAGAUCCUAAAUUCAGUUGCCCGAAAAUCGAGGCCGCAUUCACUCGUUAUCUGGUACUUAGAUUUGGCGACAAAAACCUAGUCAGAAAAGAUGACUCUUCAGUGACAUAAUUCUACCCGCUAGCCGCUUAUUUGCUGAGGCCUCACUGACUGACGGGUGGCGUCACCCUCAGCCACCUGUACUGGCAGAGCUGGUAGUCCCCCUCUACGAGCUCUACGAAGACUUGACUGACUGCACCGCCAAAUGCAUGGCGUGCGGUACGCAACCUUGCUUCCCCGCCGACAUAUAUCUGUCGCCCCUCUUGUCAUGAGACCCGGACAACCCAACCCAAACGCCCGUUGCUACAGUGACUUCGGUUUUAAUCACGACGCGGACUCAAAUCGCCCCCGAUUAACCUAAAACUUCUUUGCAACGUGACUCCGACAGUAAAUGGCAUCCACAACUAAUAUGGUGGAAGAACCUUGUAUGGAAAAGCGGUGCAAACUGUCGUAAAAUCCUUCACGAUCCCUCACAAUAGAGCUAACAUCCACCUGCAAGGUGUGUAGUGAUGCGGUCUUCUCUCGCUCCAUGACCGGGAAGUUCGCUCCCUGCAACACUUGUGAAAUUUACCAUCAACCUCAGUCUUUUUCGAAUUAAACCAUCCAAAGGCAAACGGCGGAGACAUUCCCUGGCAUUGGAACUCCUAGCAACUAGGGGUUCAGUGCGUGCCACAACAGGCGCUUGAGGUCGCAAUGACACCUCUAAAACGGUCGCUUCCUACGCAACAUACACACACGAUGCCGUAUGUGCUUCUGAGACCUGCCUAAAACAAACAUUUACUGUCAAUAGCAUCAGGCGAACCAGCAUCCUUGACAGCCACGCUCUACUGGCAGGGUCAUUCAGAUUGAGGUCGAAACAAUGACUGAGGGUAAUCUUUCCCUCACAUGUACCGGAGACGCCUGGUCGAAAAUGUUGGUCCCACCGUGAAGCAUUUUUUUAAAGGCUUGACGCACCCCGAUUGUACGUAGGCACCCCAACACAGAACCAUUGGCCUGCUCCACCGGGCACGCGAAAGCUCACUCGGCUAAUUGCCCGACGGAUUCGCGCUCAACGCUUUUACCAGUUUGUGCCUUACACACGUUCGGGUCCAACAUUAACUAUAUCGAGCGAGCAAGGAUUUCGCAACAGCGUCGGAUUUGGUGAGUCGGACCGCCAGUGGCGGUGGCUCCGCAGUGAUAGGCCGGAUCGAUUUGAACACCGGGAGAAUCGUAUUGCGGCUCACGUUAACAGCACCGCCGCAUAGGAGCGAGUCAAGGAGGCUUGCCGCAAGCCAGCGGUGCCACCCUUCGUCUCUGUUGUCCAACGGGUGGUCUCGGCAGUUGACCGAGUGCCGUCUCUGAUCCAGCGCGUGUAGACGGGUGCGCUAAUGAGGAGACUACAGGUAGGUUUCACUUUUUGAGUGCUGUGGUAUGUUCUGAGCACCUUCCCUAUGAAAAUGCAGUGCAGUAUACUGAAUGCCCUGGUUACAUGUUUCAUUGUGACACCUCUGCGAGCGAGAAGCUUCCCCAAAUUCCGAGCCACACUGCCAGUAAAGUGUGAGCGGGGGUCAGUAUUUCCAAAACGCUGUGACGGAACCUUUCUCCCUGAAGGUGUCGGGGCACUAGCGCCACUUUGGCUCGUGGAACACGUUUGGAUUUCCUUGGGGAAAGAUGGCUUUUGCCGCUUGUGACUGGUUGUAUGGACGAAUGUAACACAUACCAGAGGCUGUCAAAGACAAUUUUGGACCACUGAAGACGUUGUCGCUUUCUGUAGUACCACAAGUUCCUUCUGUGUCAUCUCCGCGGUGUUCUUGUUGCCCUUGUAGGAUAGUAGUUGGACGGCGGGCGACAGAUGAAAGCUGGCGCUCGGGUGAUAGUUCCACCCAGGUGUUUUCAGAAAAACACAUCGACCUGAUCUGUUUUUUCUGUUCCCCCUGUGUUCGGGAGGGUGCUUGUUGAACGCUGAACCCGUGUCUAUAAAUAGUUCUCUGCUUUUGUAACUGUGAAAUGAAUCCACCACAGGAUGAAGGCACCAUUUGUGCAUAUGGUGGAAAUCAUGUGUCUUCGUGGACUCUCCCCCGUUUCCUGUCGGUUCGGAGACGUCAGUAGCGAGUAGCACGUAUGGUACUCGUGCUACAGUUGUGUGAUCAUCAACGUGUGUGCACAGAGUUAGAAGUUGCAUUCUCGGAAACUUUGACUUGCAUUCUGCCGAUGCUUUCGUUUGCUGCAGAUGUCGUGAGGCUCGUCGCAUAUCGUUGACGGUCCCUCACAUCUUAGUCAUACACGGAUUCUCGGCUGUCACCUAUUUUCGGUAUCGCCGCAUGCAUGGAUUCCACCAUGUCUCUCUUUCAGUGUGCCUAAUUAAAGGCGUCAGUUCUUUUGUUGUUGGCAAUUUGUUGAUAUUCCUCGCGUCCACUGAGCCUCCACUUUGCAGCCACUCUCUUCGUGUGCAAAGGGUUAUAACUGUUUUUGCCGAAACAGGGGAAGUCAGCUGUGUCAUCGUUCAGGGAUGUGCCACGCGAUCGGUUGCAAUAAUAAAAUUGCAUAAGAAGGUAGUUUGGAACGGACGUUCGGGUACCAAGUCUGAUGCACUUCGGAUCAAGUUGUUUAGGUGGACGCAACGAGCGGUGGGAUGCAUCUUUCCCUCUGUAUGCGUGUCUCUUCAACGUCGUCGCUUGCUCCAUCACUCGCGCCGAUGCCUCCCCGUUCGCCCUUCAGUCAGGCAACGGCAUCACGGGGGGCCUUCGCGUGCCCUCCUUCGGAGAGUCAGCAGUACUUCGCUUCAGUAACGUUUCCGCCACUGUCAUCACUUGCUCCGUCGUGCGGAUCCCCGGCCUGUGGUAGCCCUCCGUCGGUGUUCAGUUUGACUUCUGGGACACCAAAUUCAACCGGCACCGUCCAGCACAGCUCCACGGGUGCAAAUCCCAGUGGAAGCUCAACACCACUUUCUGAAGCUGUUAGCUUCCGUGGAAGGCAAGUUGUUUCUAGCCCGUGGGGCAACGCCCCGAUUCAACUGGGACGUUCUUUGCAGACACAAUCGGCCAACAUGCAGGCAUCAGGGGUAGGCAUGGGGAGCGGUUCUGCAGGGCAUGUUGGGUCCCCAGUGGCAAGUACCCCAUCUGCUUACGGUGCGUCACCAGGGUUUCCUUGCGGAGGAACAGGGGCGUCUGCCUUCGCACCAUUCCAGCUUCCACAGCCGUUGCAUCCCCUUGGGCCAACCCUAGUCCCCGCAGAGAUGGGACAUAUGUGUGGAAGCGCAUCGUUGAACAACACAAUGCCAGGACCGUCGGCGGGUCCACAGGGACCCGGCGGCUCGCCGGGGAUGUUCCCUGGUUGCGGAGUAAGAAACGGAAGAAGUAUGUUUGGUUCGGUGAAUUUGGUAGGGGCAGUUCCAUCGGCGGCGCCAGUUCAGGCAUCAGGUGUACCUAUUUCUCGCCAUUUCGAUGUACGACGUCCGGCUCCUUUUGACCUCGCCAAAUUUGACCGACGAGACCCGCACGUCCACUUCUACCUACCAGUGGAUUGUCCCCAUAGCAGGAGGUGCCCGGAUGGCUGCUGCCCCUUAGCCCACACGAAACUGGAGAAAAUUUUCCACCCGAUAGUAUACAAGACUCAGACGUGCCAGAUGUCAUUGAGUAGCCGAUGCGAAUACUACAGCAAGUGUGCGUUCUACCAUAACGACAAAGACCGUCUCGAAGCCGACUCAGCAUGGCGUUUGUGGGAACAUCGGUGGAGUUCGUGGCGGCAACAAGUUGACCAAAUUCUGGGAAUGCACAAUAAGUUAGAGAAGGAAAUUAAGCGCAAAGUUGACGGAAUCCUAAAGAUCAGGAUGCCCAGGCAACAGUCGUUUCAACGCCAGCAACAGCAGCGGCAAGCCGCUCUUGAUGCACAUGCAGUGGAUCUGAAUCAGGCUACAACCUGUCACCAAGAUGCGCAGUCCCGCCACCAUGGUUCGAGCCCAGUGUAUGAACCACAUCACCACUCCUCUUACCAAAGGCUGAUGCACGGCGCACAAUCGCAGCAGCAAGUCAUUUCGCCCGUCGUUCAGCAGAUGACGAGAAAUACCACAGCGCCUCAAGGUUUCCAGAGCCUCUUGAACAUCCAGCAGUCAGCACUACAUAUCGACCACGAUAAAGAUGCUGGCGGCAUAGGCUUUCAAAUUCCGGCGGGUACUGCCGCAGAGAGUCACAGGCGAACGUCAGGUGACCCAGCGUGGCUCUGGGUGGCUGAUAAUUCUGGCCAGGUGGAUGUGAGGAGAAGCGGGAUCGAGAUGCAGGGGACUUACGGGACCUCGUUUGGUUUCCGCCAUACGGCAGGCGGGCCACUUUCCGGCGAACACGCAGUUGGACGCAGUGAUUCUCUGUUGUUUUCGUCUGACAACGGGGACGGAGCUGGCUCUAGGAGCCUUUCAAAUCUGAGUGGUCGUCAAGCGCAGAAGCGAGAAGAUGGAGAAACGGAUGGUGGAUCAGGAAAUCGACAAGAAGGGUCAGCAGACUCGUGUGUUGCCAGGUCUUCGCCUGGUUUGCAUCUCUUCCCUGGAGAGCAGCGAGGCCGCCAUAACAGGGGGCUAGAUGUAUCUGCGGGUAGUCCGGCAGUUUUAGCUCCGCGGAGAGGUCCACGGCAACACAUGGACGGGGAUGCAUCUGGACUCUAUAUGAGGCAAGGAGAGGUUCCUGGAUGUUUCCGAAUUGACUCUAGCGUUCAGGAUUAUCCGGAGGGCAUUUGGCAUAUUGGCACGAAACAGUACGCAUCGUUCCGUCCCCAUGAUGCUUCUAGGGGAUGUGUAGGUGACGCAUACAUCCACUCGGAUAGUAUGGGCGUCGUGGUUGAGGAUGGCCACAGUGGUGAACUGGAUCUUGCCGCGCGUGGCGGUGGUCGCCGCAGAGAGGAGGAAACUGUGUGCUCCCUGGCACCGGGCUCCGUAGCUUCUUCCUCGUCCGAAGACUUCAAGCAAGCUGAGCGCCAGCGAUAUCUUAGCGAAACCAUUCAUUUCGGCACUGUCCAAAUGGCUCCUGUUCAAGCUGUUCCUGGCACGUGGGCAGCUGGAGGCGGGCGCAUGGGAGGGGGUCUCCAAAGCUCGGCGAGAGGUCAGCACUUCCUCGGUGAGUCGGGGAACAGCCGCGACUGUGUGACCGGCGAGGGCAAGCCUUCCAGUGAGGUGUCUAUCACCUCUGUGGAUGCGUUUUUAACAGGCGCAUCCAUCGUGCCGGGAGCCAGUUCGUCCGCAGCCGAAAGACUCGACGGGAACGCCACGUCAGCUGAUUCUACAGAAGCCAAGGCCAUGAAAUUAAUGGGAACUCGGGUAUCUCGAGGCCCCAUGAUAGACGGUUGGGACCCAACAGGCACAGCGGCAAGCACUCGACGGUCUUCUGUGGUCACAGGGUCAAAUAGAGCUCCCGGCGCUGAUGCAACGCCCAGGUCCUCAGGAGUUCCUGCGUCGGGGUCAGUGAGUAGUGGGGGAGACGGGACAGACAUGGUAAUCCGAGUUUGUCCGCAACCGCCUCAGGUGCGACAGGGUCUAGGAUCCGCAGAGACUGCAGGAGCGCAGAGAGCAGCGAGGUUCUGCAUAAACGACGACAUCGCUAGCGCACCGGCCCCAGACGUUGAAGAAACCGGGUCACCAGACAACAAGGGGUCGCCGUCCACAGGAAGUCUAGAUGAGAGAAUUAACAGCAGCGGAGAAGCUGAAGCGAUGGCAGAGAUGACAGGCAGGAACCCGUGUAGUUUGAAGGAAGAGACGACUGUUUUGUCAGAAGAUGGAGCGGAUCGGAAGAAGGAAGACUCACGAGACGCGGGGGGAAAGGUCGAUGGUCCGUGUCAGGAAAUAAUUGAACAUCGGCGACUGCAGGAGAAACGUAAUCUUGAAACGCGUUCGAGGGAGCCUGACACUGUACGCUACACAUGCGGGCAGGUUCCGGGGGCCGGGAGCUCUUCACCGGUUCGGACAGUAUCUCAUGUGGAGACCUCGGAGAUACCCUCUGGUGUGCGCCACGAGUUGACUCUACGGCAGAACCAGGCACAGGUAGCUCCACAUGCAACCGGAGCAACUCUUCCAUCGGCAGGAGCAGAUUAUUCUCCGUACACGCUCCUGGACUUUUGCUUUCUUGACGACGAUAAUGAAGGCAGCACCGGAUUUCGAACGCGUUUCAGCUCCGGAGGUGCCGACAGCAGCUCCGCUGGUGGCUCAAGUUACUUUCGCGUCCACGUCGGAAGCAGUACCGGCGCACAGGGUGAUCGGACAGUUGGUGCGUCUUCGCAGUCUGAAGGGCUAGGUCCUCAGGGUGUUGAGAGCAAUAGGGAGGGGAGCGCAGUAGAGGAAGAAGGCAGGGCCGAGAGCUGUAGAGAAGGAGUGGGACACUUGAUCAACAGCAGCGGGGCCGGUCGCUCGAAAAUAGAACAGUUGCCGAAGCAUGGAUUUACUGCAGUUGCUAAUCCAGACUACCCAACAUGGAACACAGGUGCAUCGCCGUUUGCUUCUAGGACAGCUGCUCGGGGCGAAGAGGGUUCGUAUCGGACAGAAGGCGGUAACUCAUUAGAAGGCGCAGGGUCGUCGUCCGGCUUGUUCAACGCCAAAGGUGGGGAGUUUUAUUGGCUCGAGUCGACAAGUGGGAAGGCGAAUCCGGGUGAAAUGUGCGAAGCAGGCCAUGGCGAUGUACGUGGCGCUGCCUCGGCAUCGGCAGGCAAGGAUGUAUUUAUUCAAGCGCCACAACAAGUGUGCGGUUCUGAACGAGUACCUGAGGACUUUUCGCUUCUCAGUCCAGGAACACCUGCCGUGAGAAUGGAAGCAUUGGCAGCAGAUCCGAGAUUGCGGCAGCUCUCAGAUGACAUGCCUUCUCGAGUAUGCGUCGUCCUCAAACCUGAGGAGAAUCCGCAGGGAAGCUCUGGAGCGCGGUUCACAUUCGUAGCUGAAGGCGGCGCCGAGGCGGGUUCCACUGGAGGGUCGAAGCCGAGGAGCCUAGAGACUGGGAACGGGCUACCACAGGAGAAACUGCAUAGCGGUAGGGGGUCCGAUCAGUCGGGCGAUUUCGCAGAGAGGAUGGAAGAGGCGGCAGCAACUGGAAGCGGCCGGAUGUUUCACGAGACGCCGUCAGGGAGUUACAGGGAGAACAUCUCACUGCUUUACAGUGCCUACUCACUUCCCGAGAUGGCACACCCUGAACCGAUAUCCCAACAGCUGACUACUUCCGUGGCCCUGCCAGAAACACAGACAUGUGUUGAAGGAGCGACGGUUCCCCAGAAUGAAGACACGAAGCCUGAAUGCGCCAGUUAUUCCGGCCAGAGUGUCCAGUGCCAGGGAAGCCUACUGUCCACAGAAGGGGAAGCCGAACUGGGCAACAGUGGUGGAACGAAAGAGAGUUGCUUUCAGGGGGAGGGCCGAGAGAAGGCAACUAACGCCCGUUUCUGUCAAGACGUCUCUGAGCCACUGGACGGUCUUGUGCCGAGCACCGAGACACAAGAAGGGGGAAAAAAUAUGGAAGACAGUGGACUACAGACCACUCCGGGUUUCCUGCCAGAGUUUUCGUCUCAGCCGUAUACAAGACCUGCAGCAGCUUCCGACAAAGAGCGUUCCUGUGAAGUUCAGCUGCGGGGUAUCACACAUUACGAUCGAGGGCGGCGUUCGACGGUAGCGAGCCUUAUGGAGACUGCCAGUCGCAGCAGCACUUCAAGUACUGGUUUUGAGGAUGUCCUGGCUCGAGGAGAUACUUCAUCAGUGGGGUUGUGUUUUCCCUCUCGUGCCAGCAGUUUUUCCACGGGUGGCAUUCCUGGACUUGCGCUUGUUUCGAGAAGCAGUAGCUGUGGAAGUGCCUUCGGUGUGAGACCCGGCGAACGGACGAUUGAUAGUCUGUCUAUAGGUGCAUCUUCCACGUCUCCCGAAUCUCUGGCUCUCGCCAGCCCGAUUUCAGGCUCCGGGAUGGGAUCGCUCUCUAGCGUUCCAGAAGAGAGGCACAUGGGACAUAGAGAUGGUUGCUGUGAAGCCUCAUGUGAGUUUGGUGAUGUCAUCCUCGAGCCCCCGUUCUUAUCUUUAGCAGGCUCUCUUUCAGCGGGGGGGAUCGGUGGAGGAGAAGCAGCAGUGACAGCGGGCGAAGCAGGAAGGCGAGAAUGUGACGAACAGCAACCCAAGCUGUUACGCGGUUCAAACCUGGCAGGUGAACGAGGACCUGAUGACGGCUGUCAGGUCAAGUCAACAGAAGAGCAAGGUGUUCAAGAGGAACGCGUCGGAAAGGGUUGUGAGGCCACAGGUGGUAGCGUGAAGGAGGAACGCGGAGCACAGCCACAUGAGUAUUUGCAAGGAGGCAGUAUCGACCACAUCCACAGCGCUAAAUGCUCGCAUUGCGUAUAUUAUCAACAUCUGACAGAACACUUGAAAGGCAUGCUUCACACAGCGAUGGAGGAGGUACAGCGGCUGCGCUGUGGACCCGGGGUUCCACAGGACUACGGUAAGGAUCAGGGGAGCGCAGUGGGCGGUUUUGAGAGAGAUCUGUUUUUGGCGCCGGGGGUCUCACAGUGUGAACGAAGCCUAGAUUAUUAUCAAGAUCCUGUCACACCUGGAGCAAGUCUUGUCUUUCCGGUUUCGUCUUUUGCAAAUACACAUUUAACUCGGGCGGAGGACUCUGGCCUUGACGCGGCGGUUCAGACUCCGUCCCUGCCAACGGUGAGCGAUGGGGAUACUUUAGGAGCAGCCGUGAACGGCGUGGAAGAGCAGGCGGUCGAAGUGUGCAACAUGAUGGAUGUCCUGGCGGGGAUUCAGUCCGAUCUGGGGCCGUUGGAAGUGCAGUCUUCGCUGCACGACCAAGGUGGGGAGAGCCCAGAGAACGAGGGGGAGGCGGUGACCGGUUUCGACGGGGGAGAAUUGCGUCGAACGUCUGGCCCUUUCCUGUCGGCCUUGGCAAAACUUGCUGCAGUUUCCGUGGAAACUGUUCCAAGGGAGAACCCGGUAACGGGACACGAUCCGCAGCUGCAAGAAAGCACCGUAGGAGUCGUGGAGAGGAAGACUCGUGAAGGCUCUGCGCCCGCCAGUCAGGAGAUAGUCGAGGAAGAGACUAGGCCAGAGCAAACGAAAUCAGCUUCAGUAUCGCCGUGGUCAUUGCGCGAUUGUGGGCCAGCUCCUGGAUUGAAGGGAACGGUUGAUUUGCAGGACUCUUCUAGCAGCUUUUUCGCAAGUCUGGCGACCGGCAAACAACUCUCAGAGAAUGAAAAACUGAGAGAUGAGGGGACACCAUGCAGAAGCGGUGUUCUCGCCGACGUAGCGUCUGCCAGCGCAACGUUUUGUGGAGACAACUCUGAGACAUCUGACCGUGUCUUCGAUGAAGGAAGCGAUGGAGGAGACAGGCAGAGACGACGGACGAUGCCGAAGGAGUGCGGGGAAGAAGUAGAGGAAACACAGCGCGACAACGGAGAUCAAACAGUCGCCAGAGAGGACAUUUAAUGAGGGGGUAGAAGUCAAAAGUAGGGCGGCAGGUUUGUAUGAUAAGAGGCGUGCAAAGUGCCCGAAAACUGCUUAGUAUAGAUAUCGUCAAAAGCGUGACCAUUCAAGAGCAUUUUCUUGGGAGCUACGUGUUACGAGUUGGAUUGCCGGUUUAUGUAGUCGAUGCUUCCAGCUGCCGCACGUCCAGAAAUGCUGGCUGUGGAAGAGUGGCGUGGUUAAAACAGCGGCUGCAGUAGUAGUGUAUUGCAUGGCGGGAUAGGUCAAUCUAGACCCGUCAGUUCAGAUGUCACAAGGCACAUGUUUGUGACUCAGCGGAUUCGACUUAAGUUGUUGGAGAUUCCCCACUGUGUUGUUUAUUGAAACAACAUUAUCAAGACCUUGCUUUGUAUCACUCGUGCCGGGCUUUAACUGAAUGCAUAGGUGGACAUGUGUCUGUCAGUUCCUUACAUACAUGCACAUCGCUUUGUGGAAGUCUUACCACUGCAGGAACGGGGAUUGAUUGUUCGGGAGCGCCACAUGAGGUAGUCGAGUGGCCUUUUCACAGGCGCGUACAUUCGUACUUUGUGCGUUGUGGAAAACUGAGUUCCGCUUUAGUGUCGGGAGAUGUGCCGCCGGACAACCACGUGAGUAAAUUUCGAUGUAGUUUUUUCUACGUGAAUCUUUUCGAUACCGGAAGGACGCAACCUCGCAUGGCGGUUCGAGGUCGCCCGUUGAUGGCAAGCGUUGUUUUGCGGGCUCACUGUCUUCUCCGUGAUCGUCAAAGAUUGGCUGGAGUAGAGAUCAAUCAUGCCGGAAUGUUUGCACCAAGGCACUUGUUUGAUGUUUCACGCUCCCACGUAUUUUGUCUCGAAGAAAGUUGUGCGCUUCAAGAUCGAAACAGAGAUGCUUCGUUUUUCAGUACUCACCGUGGAGGGUGAAAGCGCACACGGCCAGCGAGAUAGUGUUGUUCUGUCUACUGGCGGUGUGGCAACAGUUCGCAAUUUUUUCAUGUACAAGUAGAUUCCGUUGCGUGGUGUCAAAAUUAAGUCGAAAGAGCAGGAGGAGGCACAACAAGUACGACAUCAGAGGAAGAGGAUCGACAGGAAAAUCAGCCUCGACAAGACAGGGCCGAUGAACGGAAAAUUGGUUGUUAUCGUGCAGUUUCUGGUGCAGGUUACCGUCCAUCCCAGGAUGUCAUGAAGUAUUUCACUUGUUGCGCAAGUACCUCGUGUUACGACGUCACAGUUGCUGAAUGUUCUGAGUCUUUUUGCGCGACCUCAAAGUGUCGACUCAGCUCCUGCAGGUCCGCAUGUGCACAACGAAGAAUUUGGCUGUCCGUUCAACACUACAAAGUAAUGUUGGGGGCAGGGACAUGAGAGUGUCUUCGGUCAAGCAUGCCUUUUGAGAGUGCCCACCGGAAAUGUUGUUCACGUUGUAAAAUUUGAUGUGUCGACUUCCUUCAUCAAAUUAGACUAGCUUAUGUUGAGAGCGUUGAUUGCGGAGUUACACACGGUUGACGCUCGCAAACGACUAGUGGGUGCAUGGCUGGACUUUUCCCGGCAGCACGAAGAAGUUGAACAAAAGAGACUGUGGAGGAAGGUCGAGACGGAGUUUUUCUUCUGUGGUUCGUGGAAGGUGGACCUCUAAUAACCAAAAAUUACUUCGUUUGAGCCAUGCGCUUGUAUACUUCUCUGGUAGGAUGAGAUUGAGAUCAGGAAAUCCGGAACUUUUUUAACAGCCGGUCAUCGGAGGCAGGUAAUGUUGGGUUUUUCCAUCGAGUGUACAGUAUGUUAAAAUUGGUUAUGUAGCUUUAAUCCGUUUGCCAAGGUGAUCGCUGUCACGGAAAUGUAAUCGUGACAGUGGGGGUGAUCGGUGUGAGAGGAUGCAGUGAGUGGUUCGACAUGUGAAACAGGGAUGGUGAUAAGGUGAGGAGGUACGCGACCCACUGUGAGGAAUAAGAAGACAUCGCAUAUGAUUUUUUGACAUAUGGGAUAUAUGAAUGUGGGUCGAUCAGUUGAAAUCAGUUCGUUCUUCUACGGAGGAUGAGGUACUGCGUAUGCGAAGCAGACGGCCGAUUCUGUACACAGAGAUGUAGAUCAUUAGGCGACGCCGGGGCGCUCGGCCGCUGGGAGAUGCUGGGUUUUGUUUUGUCAGGCGGCGUUUGAUGGCGGUCUUUGCUCUUACUGGGUAAAAGAGAGUGCAGAAGGGGGGUUUUUUCUCCCUAAAGUUUUCUUUUCGCGGGGACGACAGAGUUCAAAUGCAUCUGCGUUUCGUCUGAUGGAAACAGGCACUGAUUCUGUGUUCCGUCAUGGUGGGAGUUACGACGGUGGACGCGACAGCUUGGCGAGACGUGUUCGCCCAAAUAGUACGUUUUGUGUGCAAGAAUAUCCGUGUGCGAAGAACUGCCACCGACAGCGUUUUCUCCAUGGAAUAGUGAGUGGGUCGGUGCACACCCCGACCUGUGGGGCUUUAUACGAUGUCGUUUUGCGUUGGCAAGCAACGGCGAUGUGUAGCGAUUAGGAUUCGUUGGUUAUCUGGUUGACGUCGACCAAGCGUAUCAAUUUUCGGCUGCCGAAGCGACAAGCAUGCAGGAAAAGAACACCGGCGGGAUUGCGGAAAGGGAGACCUGAAUUUCCAGUACACAACCAUAGCGUAAGGCGGGUUCCUGGACCCUGCGCCGGCAUUAGCUCCUAUGCCCUUUGUGGUGCCCGCCUGGUGACCUUGUGGUGUUCGUGUUGAGUGUAGAUUCCACGAGAACGACAGGUUGUAGCUACGCGGUCUGUGAUACGCAGAUUUGCAUAUGCGUGACGGUUGCUUACGGCCGACAGACUCGUUACGUGCUCUCUGAAUACGAAAGCCAAAAGGGCACCGCACUUUUUGGAAAGAGGCAAGUACGCCUCCAGUGCGUUUGAAUUCACGUCCAAAGCAUCGUGUCUAGUGUUCUUGCCCUCGAGUGAUGUGGCCUGCGCUCAUUGGCGUAACGGCUACUGAAGUGAAGGCGUACAACUGGUUCCUGACUGUCAUUGCCGGCAUCCUUUCUGUAUCGUCAACGGCUCCAAGCUCCUCUAAAAAAGGUCGAAACAGAUACGCUUCGCGCUUGGUCUGCCACUUCUGUGGUGCAGCUUUCAGACAAUAACUACGAAGUAAACUGAGCGCAUGUAAGCAGCUGAGAACGCA